This is a messenger RNA of Populus nigra (black poplar), 2449 nucleotides long. RefSeq names its product rop guanine nucleotide exchange factor 7-like. NCBI's taxonomy places the organism in Eukaryota, Viridiplantae, Streptophyta, Magnoliopsida, Malpighiales, Salicaceae. The transcript has 7 exons. The record is from RefSeq and is a predicted model, not a curated record. Bases 458 to 2290 code for a protein of 610 amino acids. Gene Ontology annotation, molecular function: guanyl-nucleotide exchange factor activity.
UUUCCUGUCUUUUUCAUGUCGUGUACGAGCGAGUUUCAGUAAUCAUAACUAGCUUCACUCCACACAUGACACAUAGGUUUAUAUAGGAAGCUCCCCACAUUUACCAAAUUAAUAAACCAAAUAAAAUUUUGUUUUUAGCCCCACUGAAGCGAACAUGGUUCUUACCUUAUGGAUAGAGCUUUCAUCCACCAAAAAGACACAGAAACAGCUCACCAACAAGAAGAGCAACAUUUCCAGCUCAAGCUUUGUGUUCCAGUACCAGUGAAGCUAAGAAGCUCCUGAACCCAUUUUCUCUACUGGGCUCCUGGGUCUCAAAAUCUCUUAGAAACUUGUAUUGCAAAGCUAGUUUCUCAGAUGGGUUUUGCUUGAAAAGGCUACAAUUUAAUGGUAUGGUAGUGAACGAUUCUGUUUUUUUUGUGAUUCACCUGGGCUGGUUUUGAAAGAAGAGAAGGGAGAAAUGGAGGGUCUGAUUGAGAAGAAUAAUGAAUGUAACAGAGAGAAAGACACGAACUUUGGUGAAAAGAAAGGUGAAGUCCAGACAUUUGGUGAUUUGAUUGAAGACAAAUGUAGAGAAAGCAGUUCAAGUUCUGACUUUUUAACUUCCGAGGCCACAGGGAAUGAGGAGCAUGGUCAUAGUAGCUCUGAAGAGGGCUCAUCUUCUCCUCAUACAAUGGGUUGGCCUGUACUGAAAGAUGAAGCACCUGAUUGCACAAAUACCGAUGGUGUAACUGAUGAUGAAGAGAAAUCCCACUUUGAUGAUAGGAAGUUGGAGAAACAAGGGUCUUCGGUUUCAGAGACUGAGAUGAUGAAGGAAAGGUUUUCAAAAUUGCUGCUCGGAGAAGACAUGUCUGGUUGUGGAAAUGGGGUUGGUACAGCAUUGGCGAUCUCAAAUGCCAUUACUAAUCUAUGCGCUACCUUGUUCGGGCAACUAUGGAGGUUGGAGCCUCUACCACUUGAGAAGAAAGCUAUGUGGCGAAGAGAGAUGGAAUGGCUUCUUUGUGUGAGUGAUCACAUUGUGGAGUUGAUGCCUUCUUGGCAGACAUUUCCAGAUGGAAGCAAGCUCGAGGUUAUGACCUGCGGACCCAGAUCGGAUCUCUACAUAAAUCUUCCAGCUCUGCGCAAAUUGGACAACAUGCUUCUUGAGAUAUUAGAUAGUUUUGACAAUACUGAGUUCUGGUACGUCGACCAAGGGAUCCUGGCCCCUGAUACUGAUGGGUCAGCCUCUUUCCGAAGAACCCUGCAGCGCCAAGAAGAGAAGUGGUGGCUACCUGUGCCUCAGGUACCUCCUGGAGGCCUCCAUGAAAAUUCAAGAAAGAAGUUGCAGCACAAACGUGAUUCUACAAAUCAAAUAUUGAAAGCUGCCAUGGCUAUCAACAGUAUUACUUUAGCUGAAAUGGAAAUCCCUGAAUCUUACUUGGAGGCUCUUCCAAAGAAUGGAAAAGCCAGCCUAGGAGACCUCAUCUAUCGAUAUAUUUCUUCAGAUCAAUUUUAUCCAGAAUGUCUCCUUGAUUGCCUAGAUUUGUCUUCUGAACAUCAAGCUAUAGAACUUGCGAACCGAGUGGAGGCCUCAAUCUAUAUAUGGCGCAAAAGAACCAAUUAUAAACCUGCCAGUAGUACCAAUCGAUCCAGUUCAAAGUCGUCAUGGGAAUUGGUCAAGGAACUGAUGAUUGAUGCAGACAAGAGGGAAUUGCUUGCUGAUAGAGCAGAAAGCCUCCUACUUUGCCUGAAGCAGCGAUUCCCUGGUCUUCCACAGACAACUUUGGAUAUGAGCAAAAUCCAGUACAACAAGGAUGUUGGGAAAUCCAUUUUGGAGAGCUACUCGAGAGUUUUAGAGAGCUUGGCAUUUAAUAUUGUGGCCCGAAUUGACGACCUGCUCUACGUGGAUGAUUUGACAAAACAUUCGGAUCAUUUCUCUUCAAUCUCUAAAGUCAGUGUGAUUGCUCACAAAAGUGUAACAAUUCCAUACUCGGUCCCCGUCUCAAACACUCCAUACAAAACAGCUUUCAACACACCAAGCUUUUCACCAGGUCAACAACGAAUAAGCCCUGCAAAGGGAGACCGAUCGCCUUUCAUGACCAGUGGCAAAAUUCCUCAGCGUGGUUUAGGCGUAAAAAAGGUAUUGACAGAGUAUCUCAGUAUAGAUACAGAAGACAGGGAUGGCGGCAACAUGAUCGAGGGAGCAGACAAUGUGAUUCGAAACACCUCGGCUUCUCAAACCAGAGUUGAAUCUUUUGGGUCUAUAAUAGAAACAAUCAGCUCACCUGAGAACAGAUUUUCUGAUAUCUGCUAAAUUCAUCUGCUGAUGGCUCCUUCGUGCAUGUAUCCCCCCCCCCCCCCCCAAAUAGAAUUAGGAAGAUGUUUGAGAGCUGGGUAAAGCACAUCAUGUUAUUUAAACCUUAGAUGUAACGAGAUAUAUGUAAUGAUAAUGAGUUGAGUGCUUCGUGAAUCA